AUGUCGUUCUCCCUUUCUACUUCUCCUGUCUAUUCCUUACACACCGAAACCCACCAACGCAUUCAGCAUUUUAUUAUUAUAUAUAACACGUCAGAUCAGAAUCAGACUAAUACAAUUCGAUCUGGAACAAGUUCAACAUGGAAGCUUGUGAAGAGCUCUGGGUCUCACAGAAUUGCUUUAAACUUGGAAAAAGGUGGGUACAAAGUUCUCUCGUUUAUAACAGCUUUGUAUACUAAAUACUGUGAUGGUCUAGAUGACUAUAGCUUUCUCCACACAAUCUGGGAAGAGAUACAACACUGGAUCUCUACCAGCAACUUAAAGUUCUUCAGUUUGGAAGAGCAACAUAAAAUUCUUUCUUCAUUAACAGGGUAUUUGGAUGAAUGA
Molecule: messenger RNA, 384 nt
Organism: Sphenostylis stenocarpa
Lineage: Eukaryota; Viridiplantae; Streptophyta; Magnoliopsida; Fabales; Fabaceae
Source: the annotation of a GenBank genome assembly